This is a messenger RNA of Daldinia caldariorum, 3011 nucleotides long. Its product is annotated as subtilisin-like protein. Gene Ontology annotation, molecular function: tripeptidyl-peptidase activity; serine-type endopeptidase activity. Gene Ontology annotation, cellular component: membrane; cytosol; cell wall. Lineage: Eukaryota; Fungi; Ascomycota; Sordariomycetes; Xylariales; Hypoxylaceae. Gene Ontology annotation, biological process: proteolysis. The transcript has 13 exons. The record is from RefSeq and is a predicted model, not a curated record. The coding region runs from base 1 to 2589 and encodes 862 amino acids.
AUGCGUUUCCUAAGCCUUGCUCUGGCCCUCUGCGGGGGUGCUGCGGCUCUAAUAAACCGCAGGGCUGAGAAUACUACGAAUGCGGCCCCCGUCGCGAAAAGCUUCAUUGUCGAAUAUGAACCUGGUCAAGCAAACAGACGUGAUGGACUCGCUUCCGCCGAAGGCGUCAAGAUUGUCAGAUUUUUCAAUAGUCCUAUUUUCUCUGGUGCGAACAUCGAAACAGACUCUUAUAGCAUUAGCAGGCUCGAGAAUAUACCUGGUGUGCUGCGCGUCUGGCCGAAUGAGCGAGUCUACCUAAACCCAGCUGAGCUAGAAGUCCUUGACGGUCUUCCAACCAACUUCAACUAUACUACUCAUAGUGUUACUGGAGUCAGUAAGCUCCAUGAGGCUGGUAUCUACGGUGAAGGAGCGAAGGUUGGAAUUGUUGACUCUGGAACAUGGUAUGGUCAUACGGCUCUUGGAGGCGGGUUCGGCCCUGGCUUUAAGGUAGCUGGUGGAUAUGACUUCGUCGGCGAUGGCGAUUGGCCUUCAGGGGAUAAGCAGCCUGACGAUGAUCCUCUUGACCACUUUGGCCAUGGAACUCAUGUCGCGGGAAUUGUUGCGGCAAAAGCUGACACAUGGACGGGUGUUGCCCCUGAAGCCACUAUCUAUUCGUAUAAGGUCUUUCCUGGUGCAACUGACUAUACCGAUACUGCAACACUUAUUGAUGCAUUCCUACGAGCGUACGAUGAUGACCAUCGGCUCGCCUGGGCCGAAGUAGCCUCUCGUCUCGUAGAUGAGGGUAUUCUCGUCACAAUUGCAGCCGGAAACGAUGGGGACCACGGCCCUUUCUACGGCAGCACUGGUUCAUCUGGCACCAAUGUCAUUGCAAUUGCUUCUGUGGAUACGGAGGUGUUCCCUGAAUUCCCCUUUGGAGCUAAUUUCACAGUUGACGGAGUUACUAGUAUUACCACCUUUGGUUAUUUUCCAUCGACUUUUUACUUCCCCUCUGCAGUGGUGGGAUGGCCCAUUGUUCCACUCUCUUUCAACACAUCCGAUCCCGCGGAAGCCUGUGAACCUUACCCCGAAGGUACUCAGAACUUGACGGGAAAAAUACCCAUCGUCAGACGCGGUACUUGCCCGUUUGCUACCAAACAAUGCCAUCUGGCUGCUUUGGGGGCGGAAUACAUGUUAUUUUAUAAUAACGAGGCCCCGUUAAUUCAGCCCGGGACAACCGACGACUCAACACUUAUCGCGCUGGUCAUUGCGGAAAUCGGAGAGGCUAUCAUCGACGCCGUCAAGAAAAACGGUACUGUAACAGCAGACUUUUCCGUAAACCCAGAGAAUCCGAUUGGUUAUGCGAAUCCUUUUGCUAACAAGCCCGACACUUUUACGCAAUGGGGGCCGUCUUUUGAUCUGGAUCUCAAGCCGGAUAUCGCUGCCCCCGGCGGCAAUAUUUUCAGCACGUACCUCAACGGCGAGUACGCAAUCAUGAGCGGAACGUCCAUGGCAACCCCGUAUGUUGCUGGCAUAGCGGCUCUUUACGUCGGCGCGACCGGCGGCCGUACCGUCCACGGUAAAGCCUUCGCGUACAGUCUCCGCAGGAGGAUAAUCUCCAGCGGAGCAGCUCUGCUGUGGUUCGACGGCACCGAUCAAGACUAUGGCUUCACUGCUAGUGUUGCGCAGGUCAGAAAUGGUUUGGUUAAUGGGUUCAAGGUCGUGAACUACACCACCGAUGUCGAGUACGAGAAGUUCAACCUGAAUGAUACUGCCCACUUCAAAGGAUCCCACCCGGUUACCGUGACGAAUAACGGCGAUCGCGACGUCAGUUACAGCUUCAAGACUAAGAGCGCUGCUGGGUCAAGGAGGGUGAAGAAGUUUGACGAGCUGGAGCCCAUAGAUCUCCCUGUCGAGGUGAACCUACCCGAGGACUUCACGCUCAAAGCUGGCGAGAGCAAGGACGUUUCGAUUGACUUCGUUAAUCCCCAAGGUUCAGGCUGGAACUCGUCCGGACUUCCUCUAUACAGUGGGAAGGUCAUACUAUCAUCAAGCGCUGGAGAACAGCUUUCAUUCCCUUACUUAGGACUUGGGGCCGACUUAAAGGCCGAGUUAAGUGACGUGUACUAUCCUGGAUAUCCAUUUUUGAAUUCCGGUCCUCAGAAUAAGGACAUCUCGGUUAAAUCAUCUUAUACCUUUAACGUCACGCGGUUCUAUCAGGACUAUCCAAAGAUCUACACACAAGUUAUCUGGGGGAGCAAGCAAGUCCGCUGGGAUAUAUACGAGGCCGGCUGGAAUGAGAGUCAAUGGUCUUAUCCGCCCGUGGAAGGCGAGAACGGCUACAUCGGGCCAGCAGCGUCCUGGAACGGCGACGGAGCAAACUUCGACGACCGGUUUUACGACCCGAACAACACUUUCACCUACCCCCUGACCGACACCCUACGCGGAGGCGGGGAUCGCACGUGGUUCGGGAAGCUGGGCAACGGUAGCCAGAUUGCCAACGGGAACUAUACGUGGCGCUUUGCGACACUGAGACCAUUUGGAGACCCGACUGUUUCAGAAGACUGGGAUAUUUGGAAGACUCCCCAGAUAACCGUCUUGGGACACUACUAAGCGAAUGAUCAGAUGGUAACAGGAUGAUUCCAAGUUCCAUAUUGUUGGAGAACUGAGUGCUUUUUGCCUCUUAUUUCGUAGAAAUGUAGGUAGGUACCUAAGGUAGUGUCAAUAUUUAGAACAGUCUUAAACCAUACAUGAUACUAGACAUCCUUUGCCUGUUACACUAUGACUUUAUGUUGCGCCCCUUCAAGCUACAAGACAUGACCUUUGAGAACUACCAUGCAACGAGCUAAACUUGGUUACAUCAUGCUAGCUGGAUAUAGCUGAGAAUUUAAACGAGACUUGAGUCUUUUCUCAGAGACCCACUUUAUCCCCUAUCUUUACUGUAAUCCCCCUUUAUACGAAAUUACUGAUUGCAGUUCAACUUCACAAAAGCCCCUUAGAUAAUUAGAAACGCACACGCUACUUAAAAUUGAAAA